CUCCAAGUUAAAACUUCAUUCCACAUAACUUUCAAAUUAAAUUCUUGCAAGAAUAUAAUAUGCGUAUUUGAAAUCGUGGCAUUCAUUCACUUCGCCGUUCCAAUAAUCUUGUUUGGCAAUUCCGGCCAUUGUUUCAUCAUCAUCAUCAAUAACUAGCUAGCUAAUAAUAAUGACUGCCUCAAAAUACACAUUAUCUCUAAGUACGUUCUUCAAAAUAUUGUCUCUCUUUACUUUCCUCUCAGCUGAAUUCAUCAAUGGAUUAACCCUAGAACUGAUCCAUCCCCACUCCCCCUUCAACCCUCUCCGUGACCCCUCCAAAACAAGAUAUGACUGGAUACGAGAAGCAUACCACCACACGCGCUCACGCGCCGCCGCCAUUCAGAGCCUUGGCGGCGAUAUUUCGAAAUUCAAGACCGACAUUAAGCUGGCCGGCGGAGGGUACGUCAUGAAGUACUCCGUCGGGACGCCGCCGGUUGAGACGUACGGUAUCGCUGACACGGGCAGUGACUUGACGUGGACGCAAUGCCAGCCAUGCAUAAACUGCUAUCAGCAGGAAACCGCCGUCUUUAAUCCUCAGAACAGCCAAUCUUAUCGGACGGUCACCUGCGACGCGAGUGAGUGCUCUCUCGUUGAGGUUGCCGGCUGCUCCGACGACAACACGUGUCAGUACAAGGUUUCUUACGGCGACCGGUCCCAAACUUCCGGCGACUUGGCGGUGGAUAUUCUGACCAUUGGCGGCGCCUCCUUCGAUAACGUCGUUUUCGGUUGCGGCCACCAAAAUAACGGCACGUUCUCAAAUGCUGCAUCAGGUAUAAUUGGUCUCGGCAGCUCCCAAGUCUCAAUUAUCAAGCAAUUAGACCCUCUAAUCGGCGGAAAAUUCGCUUAUUGUCUCUCCUCUCGGCCAGAUUCCCCGAGCCACAUCAGCUUCGGCCCCGAAGCUAUAGUUACCGGCACUAACGCCGUCAAAACGCCGAUUAUCAAAGCCGUUGACCAACCCUCCUUCUAUUGGCUCUCUCUAGAAAGCAUCAGCAUUGGCGCGAAAACAUUCCAAGUCAGCAAGUCAACGUCCACGUCAGACAUGAGCGCCGACGGGACAAUGGUCGGAAACAUAAUAAUUGAUUCCGGCACGACGCUGACCAUGAUUCCGUCCGAUUUGUUCACAAGUUUGGUGACUGCAUUGAAGGGGAGUAUCCCGGCCGCCCCGCUUGACGACCCCGAAGGGGCUUUCGGGCUGUGCUACUCGACCCGAGAGAGUUUCGAGGUGCCGGAGAUCAUCGUACGCUUCACCGGCGGCGCCGACGUGAAGUUGUCACCAAAGGGUACUUUUGUGGAGGUUGGGGCAGGAAUUAGUUGUUUGACAAUAAUUCCUGAUACAGACAUUGGUAUAUCCAUCUUUGGGAAUUUGUCAGAGAUAGAUUACCUCUUUGGGUAUGAUUUGGAAGAACAAACAGUUACCUUUAAGCCCAGUGAUUGCUCCACUUUUUAGGCUUUUGCUUUCGAAACAUUUGCAUGGUCUAUAAUAGUGUUACGUUUGUGGACGUAUUGUCGUGAUGUGCUUGUUUGUAAAUUGUACGGAGUAAUUAAAUAAUAAUGUUGUACAUUCCAUAAUAAAAGUAAGGUGACAAUUUCCGUGCCCAUUUAAAAAAUGGGAUAUCAUACCUAGCAUUUACUUGAUUG
Molecule: messenger RNA, 1677 nt
Organism: Cuscuta epithymum
Lineage: Eukaryota; Viridiplantae; Streptophyta; Magnoliopsida; Solanales; Convolvulaceae
Source: the annotation of a GenBank genome assembly